CGCUCCGACUGUCAUGGCGGCUUACAGAGUCUCUCCAGCCUUGCAGAGAGUAUUACAUGCUGUUAAGCAUGCAUCCCUCAAGUCGCGAUGCUGUGUUGUCAUCGGCCGUGCUCAGUACUCCACUGCCUAUGACCACAAUGAGAAGACGUUUGAUAAGAUCCUCAUUGCAAACAGAGGGGAGAUCGCCUGCAGGGUGAUGAAGACCUGUAAGCUGAUGGGCAUUAAGACCGUGGCGGUGCACAGUGACGUGGACGCCAGCGCGGUGCACGUCAAGAUGGCCGACGAGGCAGUAUGCGUAGGCCCCGCCCCCACCAACAAGAGUUACCUCAACAUGGACGCCAUCAUGGAGGCCAUCAGACAGACGGGAGCGCAGGCCGUCCACCCAGGUUAUGGAUUUCUGUCAGAAAACAAAGAGUUUGCCCGGAGACUGGCGGCUGAGAAUGUGACCUUCAUCGGCCCCGAUACUCAUGCCAUCCAGGCCAUGGGGGACAAGAUCGAGAGCAAGCUCAUCGCCAAGGCAGCCAAGGUCAACACCAUCCCCGGGUUCGAUGGAGUUGUCAAGGAUGUCGAGGAAGCUGUGAAGAUCUCCAACGAAAUCGGGUACCCUGUCAUGAUCAAAGCAUCGGCCGGCGGAGGAGGCAAAGGCAUGAGGAUAGCCUGGAAUGACGACGAGACCAGGGAAGGCUUCCGGUUAUCUUCACAAGAGGCGGCAUCCAGCUUUGGGGACGACCGUCUCCUGAUCGAGAAGUUUGUUGAUAAUCCCAGACACAUCGAGAUCCAGGUCUUGGCAGAUAAGCAUGGCAAUGCCCUGUGGCUGAAUGAGAGGGAGUGUUCCAUCCAGAGGAGAAACCAGAAGGUGGUGGAGGAGGCACCCAGUAUGUUCCUGGACCCUGAGACGCGUCGUGCGAUGGGCGAGCAGGCGGUGGCGUUGGCCAAGGCGGUGCAGUACUCCUCGGCCGGCACGGUGGAGUUCCUGGUGGACUCAAAGAAGAACUUCUACUUUCUGGAGAUGAACACACGACUGCAGGUGGAGCACCCCAUCACUGAGUGCAUCACAGGGCUGGACCUGGUGCAGCAGAUGAUCCGCGUUGCCAAGGGAUACCCCCUCUCACACAAGCAGGAGGACAUCCCCAUCAAUGGCUGGGCCAUCGAGAGCAGAGUCUACGCAGAGGACCCAUACAAGUCCUUUGGACUGCCCUCUAUCGGGAGACUGUCUCAGUACCAGGAGCCUCUCAACCUGCCCAACGUGCGAGUUGACAGUGGAAUUGAGGAGGGCAGUGACAUCAGUAUCUAUUAUGACCCUAUGAUCUCUAAGCUGGUGACGUACGGCAAAACGCGAGAAGAAGCCUUGAAGAGGAUGGAGGCAGCACUGGAUAACUACGUCAUCAGAGGUGUGACCCACAACAUUCCCCUGCUGCGGGAGAUCAUCGUGAACCCGCGCUUCAUCUCCGGCAACAUCACCACCAACUUCCUGCCCGAGGUCUACCCCGAGGGGUUCAAAGGUCACCCGCUGACGGCCCCAGAGCAGCGCGAGCUGCUGGCCGCCGGAGCCUCGCUCUACCUGGCCGCCCAGCUGCGCUCACAGAAGUUCCUCGGGGACCUCAGGGUAUCCUCGGCCCACCAGGAGCGUAAGCAUUGGGAGCUGUGUGUGGAGCUGGACAGUGGGGUGCACAUGGUCGGUGUGUCGCGCUCGGGGUCCACCUACACGGUGGAGGUUGAUGGGGAGAAGGUGGAGGUGAGUGGAGACUGGAACCUGGCCUCAGCACUUCUCAACGUCACCGUCAACGGCACACACAGGACGCUCCAGUGUCUUUCUCGCAGUGCAUCAGGAGAGCUCAGUCUACAGUAUCUUGGGACCACGUUUAAGCUGCGUGUGUUGAGUAAGUUGGCGGCGGCCCUGAGUAAGCACAUGCCAGAGAAGGUUCCGGAAGACACCAGUAGCAUUCUGCGCUCCCCCAUGCCCGGAUCUGUGGUGGCCGUGUCCGUCAAGCCUGGAGACACGGUGGCUGAGGGUCAGGAGAUCUGUGUUAUUGAAGCCAUGAAGAUGCAGAACAGCAUGACUGCUGCCAAGACAGCCAAGGUGAAGAGUGUCCACUGCAAAGCUGGGGAGACAGUUGGAGAGGGCGACCUUCUGGUGGAGCUGGAGUAGGCCGGAGAUGAAGAGCCUCCACCCAACUCAACACAACCAGCCACCCGCUCACCUCCACACCUCGGCGGCCAGUACUGCACAAGCUGUCCACCCCAUCCGUCGACCUGCUGAGCCAGACACCAGACCCCCCAUGCCACAUGCUCAACAACUCAGCCCCCCACCCCCCAGAAUGGUCCCUGUAGUGUAGCGUCUAGACGGAACAUUCCCUUAUUUUAGAUUCUAUUUGGGUUAAACCAGGGUAGUUGUUAGCUGUCUUUUUCUAUUUGUUGUUUUUCUGCCCUCGUUCUAUUUUCCUUUCCUACUGUAUAUCCUCAUCGCAGCUCAUCAGUCUGAAAGGUUUAUUAGUUCACGUUACAGUACUCUACAUAGGGAGCAAGAUCGUAUCGCUCACACGUUACAUAGUGAACUACUGUACUGUAUGUGGUGAACACGUGAACAUCUCGGUCUUGGCACAAACUUCUUUUCUGUAGGAUUUACCACUAUGUGCUUCAUCUAUUACACUCACACUAACCUGCAUUAUCUAUGUGCCUUCUUGGUUUUAUCAACCUUUUUUAAAAUCUGAGCUGGGACUUUACAAUGAUAUAACAGUCCAGACACCAGCUUCCUUACACCGAUGGACGUGAUGGAACUACUUCCAAACUUCCAAAUACCGUGAGUUAUUGGGUCACUUGAUCAACCAGGCCAGCAUUCUUGGGGUUCCUCCCCCUUCAGACCAGGGUGAGGGGUGUGUCGAAGCCCCCUAUGCCUUAUAGUUAGGCUCAGUCUGCUGUUGGCCCCCGAUGAGAACGUGAUCUGUUCUGGUACAUCAUCUUGUAUCUUUCAGCUUCAAUCUCUGUCUAUAUCUUCUAAAAUCUCACUUUUGGGUCAUAGGAAAUGAAAUCAUGAUCUUCUAGGAUUUGAUAGAGUAGAAUGUUUGGAAUAGAAUGUAUCAAUAGUAGCUUGAGUUCUGUUUUCUUUUUUCCUUUGUUUUUGUUUUGUUUUCGUGUGUGACAAAACUGUGCAGUCUCACUGAGAUGUUUUCCCUCCCAUUCCCUCCCCACCCCAUCCCGUCAAAAACAAAACAGAGCCAAAAGGUGCAGCAGUGUACAGAGGCAGCCAAGACAAACAAGAGUGAAACUAUUAUUCCCUAGGCACUCACAAUGUAGCAGGGGUAACGAGGGAGGAUGUCUAGUUGUAGACACCUGUGCGUGUGCGUGUGCUUCUGUGUGUGUAUGUGUCUGUGUGUGUGUGUGCAAGAUCGAGCGCGACUCUUUGUGUGUUAACAUCCCGUUGCUGAUGUAUUUGUGGAGGACUGAUGGAGGUCGCUGGCUGCACAGAGUGCGUUGGCGAGAGCUGGAUAUCCGUUACGCUAGGCAGAAGGUUGCUCCCGCUAAUGUAUUGCCCUCUGCAGCACUCCAGGCCAGCGAACGCUGACCCCUUUAUCACCUUCAACCUUCACCUUUGACCCCUAGCGCUCGGGCUGCCCUGCACUAUAGUCGCUCUAACCUAAGCCCUCGUUCUGGUUUUCCCGAUCUGUUUGUAAAUGGUUUUUCUGAGAAAAGGUUUUUGUAAUAAAUAUUCUAAAAGGGGAAUAAAGAGUUUCCACCUGAACAAGUGCAUUAAAGAAAUGUGAUCUUUUA
Engraulis encrasicolus (European anchovy) is the source of this 3768-nucleotide messenger RNA. It is a transcript of the gene pcca, whose product is annotated as propionyl-CoA carboxylase subunit alpha. NCBI's taxonomy places the organism in Eukaryota, Metazoa, Chordata, Actinopteri, Clupeiformes, Engraulidae. The record is from RefSeq and is a predicted model, not a curated record. The coding region runs from base 14 to 2149 and encodes 711 amino acids. Gene Ontology annotation, cellular component: mitochondrion. The transcript has 23 exons. Gene Ontology annotation, molecular function: ATP binding; metal ion binding; propionyl-CoA carboxylase activity.